CCCUGCCCCCCUGGGUGCACACCAUCGUGCAGUACUUCCAGAUCGCCCUCUUCGUGCCGGAUGUGAUCGGACCGGGCUGCACCGUCAGCUACUCCUUCGUGCAGCAGUGGGCGUCACCAUGGUCAUCCCCGUUUUAGGCGUCCUCGUUUACGCGUGCCUCUACCUGACGCACCGCCUCUACGGCCUCGCCGUCACUCGAAUCUACGGAGCACCCAAGAACCACCUCAUCACCAGCACCACCACCCUUCCUCCUGCUCCUCCUCCUCCUGCCACUGCUUCGGCUGCCCGUGCUGCUGCCGCCAACGGUACCUCUGCCGCCAACAGUGCUGCUGCUGCCAUCGGCGGCUCUCGCGCCGAUGACUUAGCGCCGCUGACAACGAAGCGGGAGAUGUUUGACAAGUACGAGAACACGCUUAUUCACGGGGUCACCAACUGGCUCGACCUCAGCUAUGCAGCCGUGACCUACCGCUGCUUCCAGGCUUUCUACCAGCACUGGUAUGGGGCGGAUGUGAUGGGAGCAGCGCCAUAUAUCGAGUGGUUCUCGGAGACCCACAAGGUGGUGUUUGCGCUGUCAGUGGUGAUCGCGGUGGUGUACGUGGCGGGCGCGCCUGUGUGCUACGCGCUGGUGCUGUGGCUGGGGAAGGCCAAGGGGAUUUUGCGGGGUCACACGUAUAAGAUGCGGUGGGGGUGGAUGGUGAGCAGGUACGAGUACGACUACUUCUGGUGGCAUCUCACGUGCUACGCGCGGCGCAUCAUCCUUGUUUCCAUCGCUGUCUUCGGCGUGCAGUCGCCCCAGACUCAGGUGUCGGUGACCCUCCCCCUGCAGGCCAUCCGCAUCGGCCUGCAGUACGGCGCGUCCCCCUUCGCAGCCUUCUCGCACGACAUCCUCAACUCGCUGCUGGCCCUGGCGGAAUUCCUCUUCACCGUGGCGCUCACGGGGUACAACUACAUCGGCAUCGACACCGGGGCCAACGUGCUCUUCGGCUUCUCCUUCGCCCUCAUCUUUCUGCCCACCCUGGCCAUCCUCUGCUACGAGCUCAUCAACUGGUACAUCACGCGCUGCAACUGCCGCGAGCUGAACCACAUGUGGCAGAAGGACAAAGCCAAGAAGUCCAUGCGCUCUCGCAAGCGCCUCAUCUCCCUCUCCGUCGACGACCUCGUGCACCCCUCUGACGUCGCCCGCUGGUUCCGCCCGCACGUCCUCUCCGCCUUCCUCCACUACUACUCCCCCGCCUCCUCCGCCUACCAGGCCGCCCGCCGCAAGACCCUCUCAGAUGAGGUCGAAUCCGGGGUGGACGGCGCUUUUCGGACGGACCAAACCGGUGACGGCGACGCAGGAAGCGGUCCCGGUUGGGAACGGUUCUGCGGCUUUGGGCCCGAUUUUGAGGCGGCUCAGAACCAAGCCUCAAGUGGAGGUUUGGAGCAUCUGAGCACGGCUGAAAUGCGGCGGCGGCGGCGGCUGUUACUUCGACUACGGGACCGGUUUGAGCAAAUUCGGCUGGCGGGGCCGGGGGAUACUAAGUGGACGAAACACUUAAGUAAGAGUCAGAUGUAUGGCGUGCUGUCACAGGCGCUGCUGGGGGCGGCGGUGGGGGAGGUGACGGUGGCGAGGAUGCCAGUGAGCCGGGGGAGCGAGGGGCUCCUGGAGGGUGGUGCUGGUGGCAGCGGUGCUGCUGCUGCUGCUGGUAGUGGUGGUUGUGGUGCUGGUAUCAGUGGUGCUGGGAUUGAUGGUGGCCCUGGCUCUUGGGGAUGCUCCGUUGGUGCCGCCGGUGUUGAGGGCGGUGGGGGGGGGUAUGGGUUCAGUGGCAGGUUGGUAGGCGACAGCAGCAGGCUCACAGGUGCUUCUACGCCCACCAACAGACUUAGCACAUCUGAUGUCGGGUCAAAGAGGCUUGGCACCCCCGAAGCUGGCUCCAGGAGGCUCAGCACCCCUGAGGCUGGCUCAAGGAGGCUUGGCACCCCCGAAUCUGGCUCAAGGGCUGUGUCAAGAAGGCUCGGAACACCGGAGCUAGGGUCGGCAAGAAGAGUGUCAGUUUCUCUCUCAGGGGAAGGCGGAGAGGCAAGGUUGGUGGAAGCGGGGGCAGCAGCAGGAGCAGUGGCAGCGUCAGUGCCAAUUUCAGUUUCGGCAUCAGGUGGCUUGGAUGCAGCAGGGGGAGGUGCACCUGGGGGAGGUACACCUGGGGGAGGUACACCUGGGGGAGGUACACCUGGGGGAGGUACACCUGGGGGAGGUACACCUGGGGGAGGUACACCUGGGCGUGGUUCAGGACGCUUCGGGUCUCGGAGUCUGUCCAGACGAGAACGGUGGGUGCAGCCAGAGGCGAACAGAGGUGAAGCGAGUAGGGGAGCCGGUGGGGUGGGAACAGGAGGGGGAGCAGGGGGAGCAGGGGGGGCAGGGGCGGCAGGAGCAGUAGAGGACGUGGGAGUGGUGGGAGGGAUGGAAGCUGGGUUGGGAGCGGUGGGAUGGGAUGCAGAUGAGGAGGAUGAGGAGCGAAUGCUGCUGGAGUGGCCGCCCAGGCUGGAUCAUCACGUCAGCUGGACGGCAACUGAUGCUGAGGGCGGCGAGCUCCGGAGGCGGGGCUUGUCUGGGAGUGGAGCGGGUGAGGUGGAUGUCUUGGUGAAUGGGGAUAGAGAGGAGAGGGGGGAAGGGAUGGAGGGGGAUGAGUUGGAGGAGGAUGAGGAGAGGGAAGGCGAAGAGGAGGAGGGUGAGAGUGAAGGGGAUGAGGAGGAAGAGGCGGAGCAGGAGGAAAGAGGAGAGGGUGGGGGAAACAGCGCCACUGGUGAAAACGGUCAGCAUCAAAUGCAGCAGCAGCAGCAGCAGCAGCAACGGCAAGAGCACCAUCAGCAGCAUGGGCAACGCCAUGGGCAACGCCAUGGGCAGCAUCCAUCAGAGCAGCAUUCAGGGCAUGAGCAGCAGGCAGGGCAGCAGGCAUCGCAGCAGGGGGAGUACGUGGAGGCGCGCAUGAACAUGGCGGAGCUCACGCUGCUCUUCCAGCGCCACCUCGCCCUCCUCGUGCGCAACGAGGCCCUCCGCCGCCCCACCUCUCUGCGCCUCCUCCUGCGGUCCGAAGCCAUUCAGGACCUGCUGGCGUGGCUCACCUCGCCCCACUGUGAGCCCGAGGACCAGCAGCUGCUGAGGGACGUGGUGGCGAUGAUGCGGUCGGCAGCGGUGGCAGAGGCGGGCAGCCUGCACUGGUACCAGGGCUUCUGGGCGUUCUUCCGCACGCACUCUGUGCUGCACCGCGCCAAGACAUGUGUGCAGCCAUGCCUACCAUCAAAACCACUGCUGGAAGAUGGUUGACAUCUAACUGCAAUGCUGGGAGAUUGACUUAACACUGAUACACUAGAAACGCUGACGUCCGGAUGUAUUUCUGGGAGCCUAGCAUGCACCACUGCCGUAGCUUACCAACACCCUGUAUAAUAUUCAUUCAGGAAACGAAGGUCGUGAGUUGUGGA
Molecule: messenger RNA, 3456 nt
Organism: Closterium sp. NIES-67
Lineage: Eukaryota; Viridiplantae; Streptophyta; Zygnematophyceae; Desmidiales; Closteriaceae
Source: the annotation of a GenBank genome assembly